AUGGUCAAUCUCACUGUGGUGACAAGAUUCUUCCUCAUGGGCUUUUCCAACACUUGGGAGCAACAAGUCUUACAUGCCAUCCUCUUCUUGCUGAUCUACCUGGUGGCUCUGAUGGGCAACACGCUCAUUUUUACUCUCAUCUCUCUGGAUGGUAAAUUCCAUACCCCUAUGUACUUCUUCCUAAAGAAUCUGUCCUUUUUAGACCUCUGCCUUAUUUCCACCACAGUCCCCAAAUCAAUUGCAAACUCUCUAAGUCACAGCUGCUCCAUUUCUUUUUGGGGGUGUGUAUCACAGCUCUUUUUAAUGAUGUUAUUUACAUCAUCAGAGCUUUUUCUCCUCACAGUGAUGUCCUAUGACCGCUAUGUGGCCAUCUGUCAGCCCCUGCACUAUGAACUCAUCAUGACCAGAGGGGCUUGUGUGAAGAUGGCAGCUGUUUCCUGGUUCAGUGGAGGUUUGUUGGGGGCCCUGUACUCAGCUAGUACAUUCACUUUGCCCUUUUGUGGUUCCAAGGAAAUCCACCAGUUCUUCUGUGAUGUCCCUGCCUUACUCAGGAUCUCCUGCUCUGAGACACACCUUGCAGUUGAUGUCAUUAUGGCUUUUGGGUUUGGUUUAGGAACUUUCUGCUCUAUUUAUAUCACAAUCUCUUACAGUCAUAUCUUUUCAGCUGUACUGAAGAUUCCAACCAGAGAGGGUAGAUCAAAAGCUUUCUCCACUUGCCUGCCCCACCUCAUUGUUUUCAUGGUUUUUAUCACAACAGCUGUCAUUGCUUAUCUAACGCCAUCCUAUAAAUCUGACUCAGUUCUAGAUCUGUUGUUGUCCAUGUUCUAUACAGUUGUGCCCCCAACUCUAAACCCUGUCAUCUAUAGCCUGAGGACCAAGGACAUGAAGACUGCUCUGAUGAAACUUAUAGCCUGGAAAUACUUCUCAAAGGGAUCAAUACCAACGUCUUUUCCAUGA
Molecule: messenger RNA, 957 nt
Organism: Trichosurus vulpecula (common brushtail)
Lineage: Eukaryota; Metazoa; Chordata; Mammalia; Diprotodontia; Phalangeridae
Product: olfactory receptor 14A16-like
Exons: 1
Coding region: 1-957 (318 amino acids)
Biological process (GO): G protein-coupled receptor signaling pathway
Cellular component (GO): membrane
Molecular function (GO): olfactory receptor activity; G protein-coupled receptor activity; odorant binding
Source: RefSeq, a predicted model, not a curated record